CAAUACAUGUAGUCACAUGUAAAAUUAUAUUCAAAAUUUAUUAUUUCUGACCAAGAUGGCUAUCACUAGAGUUAGAGGAGGCUAUGGCUAUCAGUUUGUGGAGGAGCCUCCUCAUGGGCUCAAGUGUGUCAUCUGUCUAGCUGUAGCCAGGCAACCUCAACAACAUGGAGAGUGUGGGAAGCUCUUCUGUAACAGCUGUCUGACUCAGCACCGACAGAGAAGCAACAAAUGCCCUAACUGUGAUCUCCAGCUAAUCACCUUCUUUGAUGGAAAGAGUGACCAAGAGAUCAAGACGAUAAAGGUGGGAUGCACAGGUGCAAAUAAUGGCUGCCAGUGGACAGGAGCACUCAGUUCUCUAGAUGAGCAUACCAAGGAAUGCGAAUAUACCCAGGUCAUCUGCCCAAAUGGAUGCACCGUGAAUCAAGAAACAGUGCACAUUUCUCGCAAAGGUCUUCAGAACCACCUGGCAAACGAAUGUGUGAGACGACAAUACAUUUGCCCACAUUGCGCGGAACCUGGGGUGUAUGCAGAGAGGGUAUCUCUACACCUCGAAACCUGUCCCGGAGUUAAAGUUCGCUGCCCACACCCCGAAUGUGAAGACAGCAUCCCACGUUCCGAGUUGGAGAAACACAAAUUCGAGUGUCAGUUUGAAGUAGGCAGCUGCAAAUUUAACGAGCUUGGUUGCACAAAACACCUGCCCAGGAGAGAUUUGAUAGCUCACGAGGAAGACGACCAUCAACAUCUUCAGAAAACUAAAGAGAAGGUUUUGGAGCUGACUAAACUGAUUAAAGAGCAGGAUAAGAUGUUCAGAGCUCAGAUAAAGCAGCAGAACAAAGACAUAGAAGUCAUCAAGGAAAGCAUUGGCAGCUGCAGGAGAUACACAGCACCGAUAUACUUCCGAUUCACAAAGUUCUCUGAGUACAAGCGACAAAACAAGGUUAUUUACAGCCCCCCUUUCUACUCGAGUCAAGGUGGAUAUAGGUUGAUUCUUGCAGCCUGGCCAAACGGCAAUGGAGUUGGAAAGAAUACACACGUCUCUCUUUAUGUUCAUCUUGAGAAGGGAGACAACGACAAUUCCUUGACAUGGCCGUUCAAAGGCACCGUAGUGGUGGAGUUGAUUAACCAAAUUGAUGAUAAGAAUCAUCUCAAGUUUAACAUUGCUUUCCCCACUGACGAAGACGAGGAGAUGAAUGGACGUGUAGUGGUUGGCGGAGAGAGGUCUAGUGGGUGGGGCAAGGCCCGCCUCAUUGCACACAGCAGGCUAGUGUACGAUAGUAAAAAGGCGACACAGUACCUGAGGAACGAUAAUUUGUACUUUCAAAUCGUUGUACAAGUCCCAGGGGACAAGCCAUGGCUGGAGUGUACCACAUGAACAAUGUAACCAUUGUAAUAAAAUGCUAUAUAAAUUAUGCCAUACCUAACUACACAAACAUGUUUACGAUUGUGUUACAAUACAAACUAUUUAUUUAGUAAUGCUAUAUAAUUAUGUGCUGAUGCCUCAAUGCAAGCUUUUUACUGACGAGUAAUUAAAUCAUAAUAUAAUAAUUUUUACAAAA
This is a messenger RNA of Halichondria panicea, 1556 nucleotides long. RefSeq names its product TNF receptor-associated factor 4-like. Gene Ontology annotation, molecular function: zinc ion binding; protein binding. The record is from RefSeq and is a predicted model, not a curated record. Lineage: Eukaryota; Metazoa; Porifera; Demospongiae; Suberitida; Halichondriidae. The coding region runs from base 56 to 1372 and encodes 438 amino acids. Gene Ontology annotation, biological process: signal transduction; regulation of apoptotic process. The transcript is spliced from 2 exons.